This is a messenger RNA of Gadus macrocephalus (Pacific cod), 5805 nucleotides long. RefSeq names its product DENN/MADD domain containing 6Aa (gene dennd6a). NCBI's taxonomy places the organism in Eukaryota, Metazoa, Chordata, Actinopteri, Gadiformes, Gadidae. The record is from RefSeq and is a predicted model, not a curated record. Gene Ontology annotation, molecular function: guanyl-nucleotide exchange factor activity. The coding region runs from base 207 to 2027 and encodes 606 amino acids. The transcript is spliced from 19 exons. Gene Ontology annotation, cellular component: recycling endosome.
GUUGUGCUUCGCGGUCAGCGUCAGACCUACGUCAUCACGUUACUACUCGGCUACGCGCUUGGCUAAAAUGCUAAGCUAAGCGGUUCUUUCGCUUCUUCCCUCUGUUGUUCUUUAUAAAAACAAGGACAAGAAAACGCUGGACAAACAUCUUAAUGAAAUAAAGAGGGUUCUUCUUGGUGGUUUUUUACUUCACGGGCUUGGUCGCCAUGGCUUUGCAGCCGGGUCCCGAGGAGUUAGGGGAACAAGUGGUGGAAGAACCGGAGGAUAUGGAAGAUCAGGACGCUAGCAGUAUCUCCCCAGCCGAGGAGAUAACGCUGCCAGUCGGCCAGGGGGGCGAAGAUGAGUCGGAGCCGCUGCUACUGCCUUGGGACCGCUUCUCAGCCUGGCUGCAUUGCAUAUGUGUGGUGGGCUUCGACCUGGAGCUGGGCCAGGCGGUGGAGGUUAUAUACCCUCAUCACUCGAAGCUGUCUGAGAAGGAGAAAACAAGUAUCUGCUAUUUGUCGUUCCCUGACUCCAACUCCGGUUGCCUUGGCGACACCCAGUUCUGCUUUCGUUUCCGCCAGGGCUCCAACAGGAAGUCCUCAAUGGGCUGCUUCCUUGAGACCGCUGAUAGAGAUGCACCUGUCAGUCUGAAGAGGGACCAGGGUCAUUACUAUGGUUACGUGUACUUCCGUCAAGUACGGGACAAGUCUCUGAAGAGAGGAUACUUCCAGAAGUCUCUAGUGCUUAUCAGCCGCCUCCCCUACGUCACCUUCUUCCACUCUCUGCUCAAGAUCCUGGCUCCGGAGUACUUUGACAAGCUGGAGCCCUGCCUAGAAGCUGCUUGUAAUGACAUAGACCGCUGGCCAACGCCCCAUCCUGGUCGAGUUCUGAGUCUGCCGAUCAUGGGCGUGGUAAUAAAGGUUCGCAUCCCGACUUGCUACGACAAACCGGGUACUUCACAGCUGGUCCAGUCAACACAGACUGACAGCCAAGUGUCUAUCGUCCUACCCACCAUCCACGAGGUGGACCUCUUCAGGUGUUUCCAUCCAGUGUUUUUCCACAUCCAGAUGUUGUGGGAGCUGGUGCUGCUAGGGGAACCCCUGGUUGUCAUGGCACCGUCGCCGGCCGAGUCGUCAGAUACUGUGCUGGCAUUGAUCAGUUGUCUCUCUCCCUUGCGGUACUGCAGUGAUUUCCGUCCCUACUUCACCAUCCACGACAGCGAGUUUAAAGAGUACACCACCAGGACCCAGGCCCCCCCCUCUGUCAUCCUAGGAGUGACCAAUCCCUUCUUUGCCAAGACGCUGCAGCACUGGCCUCACAUCGUACGCAUAGGAGACAUGAAGCAAGAAGGAGAGAUGGCCAAGCAGAUGAAAGUCAGGAAACUAAAGAACCUGAAAACUCUGGACUGCAAAACAGGGGUGUACAGUGCAUUCAAGCCCUUCCUCAAUAAAGACGAAGACAUCCUCAAACAACUUCAGAAGGGUGUCCAGCAAAAAAGGCCGUCAGCAGCUCAGAAUGCAAUUCUCCGUCGCUACUUCCUGGAACUGACGCAAAGCUUCAUCAUUCCUCUGGAGCGCUACGUAGCUAGUCUCAUGCCCCUCCAGAAGUCCAUCACUCCAUGGAAAAGCCCUCCUCAGCUCCGCCCCUUCCUGCAGGACGAGUUCAUGAAGACCCUGGAGAAGGCGGGGCCUCAGCUAACCUCCAGACUGAAGGGAGACUGGAUUGGUCUGUACAGACAGUUCCUCAGGUGUCCUAACUUUGAUGGCUGGUUCCGGAACAGGAAGAGAGAGAUGAGCCAGAAGCUGGACGCCCUACACCUAGAGGCCCUGUGUGAGGAGGACCUACAGCUGAGGACUCUGGAGCAUACAGAGGUGGAGAAAGUGGACCUGGUCCUCAAGCUCAAAGACAAACUGACGCAGGCAGAGAAGAACCAUCUCCCUGUGCGUCCAGGGACGGUGUCCAAACUUCAGGCCCACAUCGAAGCCAUCAUCUUGGGCUUACCGGAGGACCUGCAGGGCAUCCUCCACAGACCCUCCACUCCCUGACAUCUCCAGCCUCCGAGGGCCCCCUCAUGUAAAACGGACAACACUACAUGGAGAAGCCAUCUUCUCUGUAGAAGCUUUUAACCGUCGAUACAAACAGUGGAGACCGUCUGAACUGCGACCUAUUGAACUUUGACCCCUUGACUUUCAUGUGAAGAAAGCAGGCUGUACUCCAGUCACAUGGUUUUAAGUGAACCUGUGCGCUGGGCUUCAGCCGUUAUCACACGCAGCACAGUGUGCUUUGGAUAACAAAGCGCUGGCACAUGGAGUAUCAGAAUCUCCUUUUUUUUAAUGAAAACUCUCUUGCAACAGGAGCCAAUUAAAACCAUUAGUUGGGGUCCAAUGAACAUGCUUUCCCUUAUCCUCCCUUAAGCAAUAAUAGAGAAUUUCUUCUUUACAUUCAGAUCUUGGUCCUCACUAAUAUUUGACAUAAAAUACAUUCGAAAAGUAUUCAAUAAUUUUAUUUUUUACUUUAUUUGAUAAAGGUUUUGGUGCUAAAAGUAUUAUUUUUUGGGAAAGAUAGGAAUCAGUUUGAAAAGGAUCUGUGCCUUAUUCAAGAAAACCGUACACAACCAGUAUGACCGCAGGAUACACACAACAAUCUGUCUGUUACUCAACAAAAUAAUUGUCUAGACCAGGGGUCUCAAACUCAAUUUACCUGGGGGCCGCUGGAGGUAGAGUCUAGGUCAGGCUGUGCCACAUCAAGUAUUCCACAAAAAAAAGUAGCACAACUGACCCAAUCUAAGUUAAUGAUCAGGCUAUAAUUAGAUCAUCUUGGCUAUGUAAUCGCUGACAACAGGGGACAUUUCAUAGUGGUUGGUGGAAACCGGGACAUUUAAGCUUCCUUUGGCUUUUGUCGGGACUCAGGACACGCAACUCAAUAUUGGGACUGUCCCGGCAAGACUGGGACAUCUGGUCACCCUAUCACAAGUGAUAAAAAAGCGUGGCAAGCGACUCAGCAAAGAUGUGCGUUUGACAACACGCGGGCCACACUAACACUAAACUUUGUUAUGUAGGGGGCCACAAAAUAUCAUCCCGCGGGCCUCAAUUGGCCCCCGGGCCGUGAGUUUGAGACCCCUGGUCUAGACCAAUACUCCCAUAUUAAUAAGAUGCUUUUAAAUUGACCACCCACAUACUAAAUGUAUUAGGAAUAUUAACAGUAAAGAUGUAUACAUAUUUAAGAAUCAUGUGUAAUAUAUGAAAGCCCAACUUACCUUCACGUAAAACCACUAAGGAAAAGCAGGUAAACCUAACAUUUGGUUCUUUGGCAGCCAUCAAAUCUUUAAAUGUGUAAAUAUAGUUCACAUGUUUCUAUGGUGGGUGCAUUGUGCAGAAUAGGUGUAAAUAAAUGUCUACAAUAAUAUGUACUAAUAACUAUUUUGCUACUUUGGAAGUUUUUACAAUUGCAAUCAUGGAUGAACUAAUUUUUAUUUUAUCCAUGCAAGCUAUUAGCUUGCCGUCAUUACCAGCUGUGCUAAUAUAAACAUGUGCACCACAAUACCCAUUGAUCAAUACUAAUGUUUGAAUUUGUGUGUUGCAGUUAUUGAUAUGGUGUGUUGUUAAUAGACUGUUUCAUAUCCAGUUAUGACAGAAGUAACCAGUGUACAAUGGAUUCAGGAAUUCUACCAGAAUAUUUUCCAAUGGCAUCAAGUGAAUUCAAAUGUUCAGUCACUGUGUUCCUUGCAGAAGCACAACUCGUUCGCAUUAAAGCAGUCCAAUCCAACGUUUACAAGUCUGGAUAUUCUUUAACUUGUUUAAUUUAUUUGUUUCUAUGUAAUUGGUUGACUGGCAGACAGUUGCCCUUUAGGUAAGUCAGACAUGGUUCCCUCUUAAUCUGACAAUUUGCCAUACCCUGUGCUCAGGUUUGUAUAUGGUUGCUACUCAACCGUUAGUAGCAACCACUCUAAUCUCCAAUAAUUAGCAUAAGAAAAACCCAAUUCCAGCAAGUUAUGCAUGUAGUUUACUUGUAGGCCAGCCCGGAAAUAUUUUGGCAAUUUGUUAAUUAGCUUGAGGAUUCGAUUGACAAUUAGAGCUCUUGCACCAAGCACUGCCAUCAGCGUGCUGAUAAGCACUCAAGAGACUGUUCCAUUACAUCUCAAAGCAUUUCGGCUCGUCGGUGACCGAUCAUAUACAUGUAAUUGAGGCGUUUUGCAGCAUUACUUCAAACAUUUCAAUUACAUGUUCCAGCUUUCAAGGCUAUCCUAUAUUUACAUGACUGGAAUCUGUUUACUCGAGGAAGCUUGGAUAUCCCGUCAGACAUCUACAAAAUGUUGGAAUAGAGCUGGCCACCCAAAAUGUUGAUUAGGUCCAAUAUUUCCUGUCGGGCAUUAACUCAAUACCACUCUUGUUUAUGGCAAAUUUUGAACCUUGUAUUCAGUUAACAAUACAACAGGGUUGGGCAGUAUCAGUGUAUUUAAUUGGUUGUCCAUGCCAUCCUAUCUCAGUCAUUCCUGACAGGGUUGUCAGUGUACCAGUGCAUUUAGUUUAAAGUUAAUCAACUCUAUUACAGCAGCGGAUUCACCCAGGAACAAGAGACGGACAAAGACUGGACUGAAAAAGCAUUUAUUGAGCAGUGAGCAGUCUAAGACCUAGGCCUCUCCUUCUUGCCCUUGUACAGAGCCAGCAAGGAGACGUUGGCCACCUUCACCACCUUGAAGCGGACACCGGGGAUGUCUCCCACGGCGUGGCCCUUACGACCGAACCCGGCCACCAGGACCUCGUCGUUCUCCUGCAGGGGAGGGUGUCACAAGUUCAACAUGUGUACAAAGACCAACACCCGGUAGAACUGGUUGAUCAGAACCUGCCACGUGGAAAGUAAACUAAACCCAAAUUCUAGUAGACACGAGUCUGCCAUCUUUAUGUAAUAAAGAAAAAGCACAUUCUCUCCUUACAAGUAUCAACCUUUCCAUCUUAGUUCCCCAAAUACUUAUUCUCACUGCCCAGCAAGGCAUCUAGUCUCAAGUCUAGAAUGUACAACUAUUUAUCAGAUGCGAGAUUCAAUGGCUUUUUCUGAAAAGUAGGUUUUCAAUUGUACAAUUUCUGCAAAAGAUAAUGCAUUACACAUCAACUUCAGAAAUUACCUAAAUCUGCAUCUAGGAGGAUCAAAUAGUUUAAAUGCAAAUCAUUUAGAAAAGUUUGGACUGAACUGCAAUUUCACAACUUUGAGUGCAGCAGGUUUAUUAAUGAGACCAUAUUCACCUCAAUGAAGUUCAGACAACCGUCAUUAGGGACAAAGGCGGUGAUCUUCUUGCCGUUCUUGAUGAGCUGCACCCUCACACACUUCCUGAUGGCAGAGUUAGGCUGCUUGGCCUCAACACCACUGGGAAGAGAAACAAAACAUCAUUAGUCACCAUAACAAUGAGGGGUUGCCGCUAACUCACAUUACUGUCCUAUUCUUUCUUAAACUUUAAUGCCUGUGGCUUCUCAAUGCCUUGUUUUGAGUUGAUCGUAAUAAUUGACAGGUUGUUGCCGGGGGCAUUUUAAGCAUCCAAUAUUUUCAGAACACUGAGCACUGACAAGGACAACAUAAGAGGGAUGCUUGUUCGUUAAGGGAUGUUGUAAGCGAAUCUCAAAGUUAUAAUUUUUGCGAGUGUUUCAGUUCAUAAACAGGAUCGGAAAGUACACCUACACUUUCUCCAGGACGAUGCCCUUAGCGUGGGAAGCUCCUCCGAAGGGGUUGGCCUUGAGCGCAGUGCCCAGGUGAGCCUUUUUGUACUGCUUGUCGUGCCACUUCUGCUCCCUACGGUGGUUCCGCAGCUUCCUGGCUGUACGCAGACCGCGA